Molecule: messenger RNA, 2242 nt
Organism: Chaetura pelagica (chimney swift)
Lineage: Eukaryota; Metazoa; Chordata; Aves; Apodiformes; Apodidae
Gene: YAP1
Product: Yes-associated protein 1
Exons: 9
Coding region: 1-1236 (411 amino acids)
Biological process (GO): positive regulation of transcription by RNA polymerase II; hippo signaling
Cellular component (GO): cytoplasm; nucleus
Molecular function (GO): transcription coactivator activity; protein binding; transcription corepressor activity
Source: RefSeq, a predicted model, not a curated record
AUGUUUGAAAUGCACUUAACGUGUGAAUAUUUUCACUCCUGGCAGGCUAGCACUGAUGCAGGGACAGCAGGUGCCCUGACCCCUCAGCAUGUCCGAGCUCAUUCCUCUCCAGCAUCACUGCAGCUGGGAGCUGUUUCUCCAGGGACACUUACACCCUCUGGAGUAGUGACUGGACCUGGAGCUCCAUCCUCUCAGCAUCUCCGCCAGUCUUCAUUUGAGAUCCCUGAUGAUGUACCUUUGCCACCAGGCUGGGAGAUGGCUAAGACACCGUCGGGACAGAGAUACUUUCUGAAUCACAUUGAUCAAACAACAACAUGGCAAGAUCCUAGGAAGGCCAUGCUUUCCCAGAUGAAUGUUACAGCUCCCACCAGUCCUUCUGUGCAGCAGAACCUAAUGAAUUCUGCAUCAGGCCCACUCCCCGAUGGAUGGGAACAAGCUAUGACCCAGGAUGGAGAAAUUUACUACAUAAACCAUAAGAACAAGACUACAUCUUGGCUAGACCCAAGGCUUGACCCACGCUUUGCCAUGAAUCAGCGAAUCAGCCAAAGUGCUCCAGUGAAACAGCCACCCCCUCUGGCUCCUCAGAGUCCCCAAGGUGGUGUGAUGGGUGGGAGUAGCUCUAAUCAACAACAACAAAUGAGACUUCAACAGCUACAGAUGGAGAAAGAAAGGCUGAGACUGAAGCAUCAAGAACUGCUUCGGCAGGCAUUGCGGAAUAACAAUCCCAGCACAGCAAAUUCUCCAAAACAUCAGGAAUUGGCUCUCCGUAGCCAGCUUCCAACAAUGGAACAAGACGGUGGAUCACAAAAUCCCGUGUCAUCUCCUGGAAUGUCUCAGGAACUGAGAACAAUGACUACAAAUAGUUCUGAUCCCUUUCUUAACAGUGGAACCUAUCACUCCAGAGACGAAAGCACAGAUAGUGGACUUAGUAUGAGCAGUUAUAGUGUACCCAGAACCCCCGAUGACUUCCUGAACAGUGUUGAUGAGAUGGAUACAGGUGACAGUAUCAGCCAAAGUAACAUACCGUCCCAUCAGAACCGUUUCCCAGACUACCUUGAAGCCAUUCCAGGGACGAAUGUGGACCUUGGGACACUGGAAGGAGAUGGGAUGAAUAUAGAAGGAGAAGAACUGAUGCCAAGUCUGCAAGAGGCUUUGAGCUCUGACAUCCUUAAUGACAUGGAAUCUGUCUUGGCAGCCACCAAGCUAGAUAAAGAGAGUUUUCUUACUUGGUUAUAGAGGCCUCAGGGAGACUGAAUUCUAAAUCUGUGAAGGAUCUAAGGAGAAUAGGACAUCUGUAUCUGAAGUUCAGAACAAGCCAAUGUGGUACACUUGGGCUUGUGUUCAGAAAAAGUAAAUGAACAAGUAUCCAACAAGAUUCUUUCGUUUUGCUCUUCCUUGUCCAUCGCUGCUGUUAUAUAUUGCUGACUUCUUUCCACAGUUGACUCUGAAGAACAGACAUCUUCUUGAUCUUUUUCUAUUGCUGUUCUAACUACUGUUCAAGGGGGGUAGGGAAGGAUGAUGAGCCUAUUUGGAUGACGAAUGCCAUUCCUUUUGUCCUAGUGUGCGCUUGCAUAUCAUUUUAUCUAAGCACUCAGAUUUGAGAAUUAAUUUCUGCAUGUCACUGCUUGUAGUUUGCUCAGCUAGUUGUCUCCUGCUGUCUGUGGCAAGUGGUAAAAAGUGACAUACUGGGGUGACAAGCCAAAAAUGAUGUAUCUGGUCAAAAGAAGUCAAUACUGAUUUGGAGAUACAAGUUAAAGGAAGGCUGAAGACUGUUUGGCAUUAAGUGUUUCCACUAGUAGUUAUUUCAUUAGUCACAAAGUGCUCUUGUUCAUAUUUUAUGUUAUAGUAAAUCAUGAGUCAUUUUACAUAGAAACAUAUAUGAACUUUGAUUGUUGCCACAUACACUAGCCUAACUUUUGUUUGUCAAAAAUAGUUUGAUUAUUUUUGUUAGUUGGUUUAACUGUAGCUGUAGAAUGGGAAGUAAUAAUAGGUGUUCUUUUUUUAAAAAAAUAGUGAAAUCUAAGCAUUUUUUUCUGAUUUCAUGUAGUCUUAUUUAAAUCUGAAUUGUCUGCUUUUUUUAUACUUAAAACAUGCCUAUUGUAGCCUGAUAAGCUAGUGAGUACAUAAACCGAUAUGUUUUGCCUGUAACUUUUUUAUUUUUUUAAAGGCUAGCUUUGAAUGUAAUCAUUAGAAUUCAUGACCAGUGGCUUAUUUUUCAUGUUUAUUUGCAAUAUUUUGAAUU